AGGAGUUACUGCAGGCGCUGGCAACGAGUGAGUAAACCAGAAAAUAACGUGAAAAACGAACUUUAACAUGUUGCAAAGAUAAAUUAAACUAUGCCGAAUUAAGUCACGUUGUUUCAUGAUACCACAGGUCUAGCAGUAUGCUGGAAGGGUAUAGUCCUGUGACCCAGGCCCUGCUGGGGACUCUGUUCACCUGGGGCCUGACUGCUGCUGGAGCUGCUCUCGUCUUCAUCUUUUCCAGCCGACAGAAGCGCAUCUUGGAUGGCAGUUUAGGCUUUGCAGCUGGGGUAAUGCUAGCUGCUUCCUAUUGGUCUUUGCUUGCGCCAGCGAUCGACAUGGCUGAGGAUUCUGGGAAGUAUGGCUCGUUUUCCUUCAUACCUGUCGCUGUGGGAUUCACACUCGGGGCAGCUUUUGUUUACUUUGCUGACCUGGCCAUGCCCCUGCUGGGUGUAGGUACCGACCCCCACACUGCCUUUGCUCUGCCCCCUGACUCCAAGACGGCCAAAGAAAAAGCAGAGGGGCCAUCAUUCCAGUUCCUGGACUCCGAUGAGAUGACCAUCAGGAUAGGUAGAUCCGGACCUCUCUCAGAUAAAAUUGAGAAUGGAGAUGUCCACCAGAGAAGGAAAGGACCUCAGUCGAGCCACUCAGAUGGACAGGAAACAGGAACUAGACAUCAGGAAGGAGUUGGACAGAUGGCUAGCAGCUGGCGACGAAUUCUUCUCCUCAUCCUUGCCAUCACCAUCCACAACAUCCCAGAGGGUUUGGCUGUGGGGGUCGGCUUCGGCGCUGUUGGAAAGGCUUCUUCUGCUACUUUCGAGAGUGCCAGAAAUCUGGCCAUCGGUAUUGGCAUCCAGAAUUUCCCAGAAGGCCUGGCAGUGAGCCUGCCGCUGCGGGGUGCAGGCUUCUCGGCGUGGAGGGCAUUCUGGUACGGCCAGCUCAGCGGCAUGGUCGAACCCAUCGCCGGCCUUCUGGGAGCAUUCGCUGUGGUCCUGGCCGAACCCCUGCUGCCGUACGCGCUGGCGUUCGCCGCCGGGGCGAUGGUCUACGUGGUGGUGGACGACAUCAUACCCGAGGCUCAAGUCAGCGGAAACGGGAGGCUCGCAUCCUGGACGUCCAUCCUGGGCUUUGUAGUGAUGAUGUCACUGGACGUGGGGCUGGGCUGAGGUCACCAUGACGACUGGCUAACCUUCAGUGGCCGUCGACGCGACACGUGCCAGUUUUAAAAAGGGACCGAAUGAAGUGAUUCAUUCUAAAAACACUGUUAAUCAAAAUUGUUUGACUUAACGAUACUUGAAGUUCAUCUGUGAAAACAGAAACACAACUGAUUUUUUUAAACCAAGUCAUAAGGAUUGCUGAAUUUGGAACAUUUAUAUUUACCCGUUAUUUACUAAGUUGCUAACAUUUUCCUAAGAGAUGCUGGAAAUAUUAUUCAAAUGUCAUAUCUUGUGAAUCUAUGAACAUUUUAUAAUUACUCAUCUGAUUCCAGAGCUGAUGAAUGUUUUCUUGAGAAAGUGCUGAUAUUUGACAGGUUCUGUUGUCAUUAUAUUAGAAAAACAUACCAAUAUGAAAGCUUAAUGUAUGUGAUUGAAGUUUGAUUGUUUUGGUGAAACUUGAAGUCUGGUGUUAAAUUGGGUGACAUAAGACAAAAAUCUCAUGGUUAUAUCUUGCUUGGUCUGUUCCUUCUUCUGCUGCACUUCUGCCACCUUCCUCUCGGGCUCCAGACCUCUGCUGCCCCUACAGGUCAGUCUGGCGAAGCACGUUUUUGUCCCAGAAGUCUGUUUAAUCAGUUUACGCUGGAUUACGUGUGAAGUUGAAGUAUUUAUACAAUUAAACAGCAGUUUUUUCUCUUUUCUC
This is a messenger RNA of Cololabis saira (Pacific saury), 1851 nucleotides long. Its product is annotated as zinc transporter ZIP11-like. Gene Ontology annotation, molecular function: zinc ion transmembrane transporter activity. The coding region runs from base 138 to 1160 and encodes 340 amino acids. Gene Ontology annotation, cellular component: membrane. Lineage: Eukaryota; Metazoa; Chordata; Actinopteri; Beloniformes; Belonidae. The record is from RefSeq and is a predicted model, not a curated record. Gene Ontology annotation, biological process: zinc ion transmembrane transport. The transcript is spliced from 10 exons.